Molecule: messenger RNA, 837 nt
Organism: Eremothecium sinecaudum
Lineage: Eukaryota; Fungi; Ascomycota; Saccharomycetes; Saccharomycetales; Saccharomycetaceae
Gene: TDA10
Product: putative ATP-dependent kinase
Exons: 1
Coding region: 1-837 (278 amino acids)
Cellular component (GO): cytoplasm
Source: RefSeq, a predicted model, not a curated record
AUGCCUUCCUCAACAAUUGAUACUAUCCUUUCGUUUGUCGAUGUUAAAGUACCCGAGGCUUUGGCUCAACGAAAAGGCCCUGGGCCCCUUUUUAUCUUAAUUUCUGGAAUACAAGGAUCAGGCAAGUCAUAUAACGCUUACAGGUUGUUUGAGCAUUUAAGUAAGCAUUAUAAAACCUUAAACAUCUCUAUAGAUGAUUUCUAUCUGCCUCACAAUGAACAAUUGGCAUUGAGUAAAAAGUAUGAACAGAAUCCUUUAUUACAGGGAAGAGGACUUCCUGGUACUCAUGAUCUAGAUCUGCUUGAAGCUGUCAUCAAGAGAUUGAAUAGUCCAGAACCUGGAGUUCUGGUUAUCCCGAAAUACAAUAAGGCUGCUUUUAAUGGAGAAGGUGACCGCGCAGGGUAUGCUAAAGUCAAAAAGCCAAUUGACAUUGUGAUCCUGGAGGGGUGGUUUCUCGGAUUCCAGUCUAUACCAGAGGCUAAAUUGGCUCUAUUCGCAGGUGAAAACACCAAUAGUUCCCUCGCCCUAAUUAAUCAGUUCCUCCGCAGGUAUGAAACUAUCCUGUGGAAGAAUUCCGAGCUCAACACAUUAGGGAUCGUGCUUGCCGCUGAUGACAUUCAAAACGUUUAUACCUGGCGAGUCCAGCAAGAGCAUGAACUGAUUAAAAACACAGGCAGUGGCAUGACCGAUGAACAAGUGUCUCAAUUUCUUACUCGCUAUAUGCAGUGUUAUAAGAUCUACUACGACAGGUUCGUACGUAGUCGCGCAUUAGGCAACAUUUGCAACCUAAUAAUUGGACUCGACCUGCAGCGUACCACCACCUACGUACUUCUAUAG